Fusarium mangiferae is the source of this 1659-nucleotide messenger RNA. RefSeq lists its product as uncharacterized. The record is from RefSeq and is a predicted model, not a curated record. Gene Ontology annotation, biological process: peptidyl-serine phosphorylation; peptidyl-threonine phosphorylation. Bases 1 to 1659 code for a protein of 552 amino acids. The transcript has 3 exons. Gene Ontology annotation, molecular function: ATP binding; protein serine/threonine kinase activity. Lineage: Eukaryota; Fungi; Ascomycota; Sordariomycetes; Hypocreales; Nectriaceae.
AUGAAGGACCGUCUCGAAUAUGCGUUGCUGCCAAAUGGAAUCCGUCAGCAAGAGCAGUUUCUCCCAGCCGGUUCCCUUGAGUCAAUUUGUACCGAAGUAACUGUAUUUACUGAGCUUUCUAGGUACUUCGACGAGGAAGAGACUAAGCAAGUUACGUCCUAUAUAUGCGACCGAAGAAAACCUGCCAAGAAGAUAUUUGCUAUCUUAGCACUCAUAAACCGCAUUGAGUUAAUCGAAACCUUCCGAAAUGCGACGUUUAUUGACGAAGACUUGCCGCUCGCAAAGAACAUUGAAGAGUCGGAAUUACGAUCUCGCCGGCCAGACGAUCAGCGUGCCGUCCUGCUUACCAGGAGCCUACGAGACAUCAAGGCCAUACGCGACUUCAACCUCAAACAGUGGUGGGUGAAUAUCCCCUUCUUUGACAAGGGUAUCAAUCAGACCUAUGGGUAUCUGGUGUUUGAUUCGGAUACAAUUAUGCCUUGGGAAUCUGCUGGGCACAGCAUCGUCACUGGAGGGUAUGGGUUUGUUCAGAAGGUCAAGAUUCACAAAGACCACCAUUCUUUCCCAGGACAUAAAGGUUUUGCAUUAAAGACUAUACUGCCAGUAAAGGAAAAAGCUCGAGGUAUUUUCCAGAAGGAGUUAGUCGCUUUUCGCAAGGUCUGUCCCAGACCAAAUCUAGUGGAGCUCCUCUCUGCUUUCGAGAUAUCGGGAAAAGAUCAGUUUAUGCUUUUGUUCCCCUGGGCAGAGGGAGGUAGCAUGGAUGACUUGAUGAACCAAUCGUCAAAGGAUCUCUUCAUUUCUCUGCAAUUGCCACCAAGAGACUUUGUUCAAUGGAUCACAUCCCAAUGCCGUGGCUUGGUUGAAGCUCUUGGGGAAAUCCACCAAGCCAAUAUCGUUACUGGGUCUGCUGAGGAGGAAGCCUCCAAAAGCCAAGUUAAGAACUUCGGGAUACACCUUGAUAUCAAACCGACCAACAUUCUAUACUUCUCUCAAGAAACAGCCAACCAUCCACUUGGAAUUCUCAAAAUUGCAGAUUUUGGUCUCACCAGGUUUCACAGUCAAUCAUCUCGAACAAGAAAAAGUCGAUCUACUGCGUAUAGAUGCUCGCAAGAAUACCGUUCACCCGAACAUGAUAUUGGGUAUAUCAUCUCUAGGAAAGUCGACAUAUGGGCACUUGGCUGCGUCUUCUCUGAACUCUUCACCUGGAUACUUCUUGAACAUAAAGCACGUGAAGAGUUCCGUCAAGCAAGAAAGCAAGAUGCCUUAUUCUCAGGAGACUGGAACUACAUCCAGAAUGGCGAAAACGACAUUGAGGACAACUUUUUCCAGAGACAUAUCGAGAUGAAGGGUACGAAGACUUUUUAUAGGCUACUACGAGAUCAUCCGAAGAUUGGACACGUCAAGCAAACCUGGGUUGCAAGAAAAGAGAAAGCAAGAUUGGAUCAAGCAAAUUCCUCUGCUAGCUCCAGACAGUUCAAGCAGAUACCAAGGCUCAAGCCCAGCGUAUCACAGUGGAUUGCAAAGCUUGUAAAUGAAAUACAUUGUAGGAACGGGCCGACCUUUCUUGGAAAGUUCUUAAGGUUCAUUGAGAAGGAAAUGCUGCACCCAGAUAGGAUAUGUCGAGCUGAUUGUGAUAGGAUUCUAAGGUAUCUUGACUAG